Molecule: messenger RNA, 455 nt
Organism: Cyanistes caeruleus (blue tit)
Lineage: Eukaryota; Metazoa; Chordata; Aves; Passeriformes; Paridae
Source: RefSeq, a predicted model, not a curated record
UUCGCUCCCGAUGGCAGGCGGGCCCCGUGAUCACCGUGAAGAUCCCGAAGGACCGGGAUGGACGGCCCAAGCAGUUCGCCUUCGUGAAUUUCAAGCACGAGGAGUCGGUGCCGUACGGGCUGCGGCUGCUCAACGGGAUCAAGCUGUACGGGCGGCCCAUGCGCAUCCAGUUCCGAUCAGGGAGCAGUCAUGCUGCCCAGGAUACCAAUCCAUCCUGUUCCCAGCUCGGAGCUGCUGGCACCAACCAUCCUGGAAUGCCUCAUCCAGCAUCCAACAGCAGCAGGUAUGAGAGGGUUCCAGAUAGCAUGGCCUCACCGGGGUUCUCGUCAAGCCUGCAGAGACAAGCGGUGAUGAACAGUGCGGCUCGGCAGCAGCCCCAGUUCGGGGGGAAAUACGAGCAGUCCGCUUAUGCCCCUCCUGGCUACUCCCACUCCGCCCACGCCCUGCCGGGCUCC